Messenger RNA from Daphnia magna, 2303 nucleotides. RefSeq names its product RNA polymerase I-specific transcription initiation factor RRN3 (gene Tif-IA). Gene Ontology annotation, cellular component: nucleus. Gene Ontology annotation, molecular function: RNA polymerase I general transcription initiation factor activity; RNA polymerase I core binding. The transcript has 7 exons. Bases 162 to 1781 code for a protein of 539 amino acids. Gene Ontology annotation, biological process: transcription initiation at RNA polymerase I promoter. NCBI's taxonomy places the organism in Eukaryota, Metazoa, Arthropoda, Branchiopoda, Diplostraca, Daphniidae. The record is from RefSeq and is a predicted model, not a curated record.
CAAAAACGGCGAACAGUGAAGUCCGCAGAAUCGAUUGACAACGUGGUCGAAAUUUUUAGGGCUGGUUCCCAUCUUCAAAUUAAGAAGCAGUUUUUGAAGUUUGAAUCAAGUAUUUUAAUUUUUAGUUACGGAGUACCAAUAAGUAUUGGAAAUCGAUCGUCAUGGCGAGUUCUUACUCGCCAUUGUCUUCAAUACUGAAGUCCUCGUCAUUGAACAUGUCAAAUAAGAAACUGGCCCAACCAUUGCAAGUCAGAUUUGAUUCGCUUGUUACCAUCGACGUGGUUUCUAUCCUGAAGGAUUAUAUAGAAGGACGAAGUGAUGUGAAAUACUCUCAAUUGCUUAAUCUAAAAAAUGAUCCCCAUGUUAAUGAUGCAUUUUUACUUCUGAUUCUUCAACAAGUCAACAAUGCUAUUAGUCUUCUUGUUCCUAAAGUUGAACAGUUUGUCUAUGCUCUGCUAAAUAUAUCAUGGACCUCAAGACCACCAGCAGUACUUGAUGAAUAUUUAAGUUUUGUCCAGACUCUGGUCUCAGCACACACAUACUACUGCAAACCAGUAGUUAAGAUGCUAGUCUCAAAUCUGACAUUGAAUCCAGACACUGAAUUGGCUACUAGGCAUGCUCAUGAUCUCUUGAGAAGAAUUCUUGAGCUCAUACCUUUGUCCCAAAGGAUUGUACUGGAUUCCUUAAACGAUUGUUUUCCUUACAUUGGUUCAGGAUGUACUGAACAAGUCAAUUACGUCAGGAAUCUUCUAAUGUUUGCUGAGUACCAUGUAACUGCUAGAUCCUACAUUUUAAACAUUAUCACUGGAAGAAUGAUUAAAUUGGACAGCAGAGUUCCAAUAGAAGACCUCCUGAAAUCAUUUGGUCUUACAAUUAAUCUUGAUAAUUCUGUCAAUAAUCAAGCAGUUCAAACACUUGAUGAAAUGAUGAAAGUUAUGUUUGAACUGUGCAAUGCAAAAUGCCGAAGUGACUGGGAUGUCCAUCGAAGUUUCUAUUACGAUAUGUACGCUGCAUUUGAAUCCUUGAUCCUUCCUGCAGUUGGCAUCCAUCACGUUCACUAUUUGAUGUUCUACAUCUGCAGCACCAAGCCUAUUCUUUAUGAAACUUAUAUCGAACGUCUAUGGACCAUGUUCCAAAAUCCUUCAUCUCCGUUGAACAUUCGCAAAUCUUCUGCUGAUUAUCUUGCUUCGUUUCUAGGAAAAGCUGCAUUUGUGCCUAUGAAGGUCGUAAACUUUUGCUUAGAGCGAGUUUGUAAAUGGAUCCAUGCAUACCUCGACCGACAGGUAAAGGGUGAAGGAAUAGCUGUUUUCAAGAUCCGCGCGCAUGCUGCAUUUUAUGCCGCUUGCCAUAUUCCCUUCUACGUUGUAGCUGCCAGACAUCAUGACUAUCUCGGCAACAAAAAACUUCUUACCGAAUUGCAGGCGUUGGAUUUAACACGGAUUGUCAGCUCAUCUUUAAACCCAUUACGCUAUUGUCACGCUACUACCGUGAGACAAUUUGCUGAAUCCGCUUCACACCUACAGGUUGUUUUCUGUCACACAAUCAUGAUUCGGAACCAGAGGGUAUGUUUACCCGAGGCAACUACCGAUACAUUUGUCAUGGAAACUGAGUAUCCGUUCGAGAAAUACCUGUUGCCCAUGUCGAUGAAUUUCGUUUCAUCUCUGGUUAUUGAUAAGCCUAUCGGACGGGACGACUCACUCUACGAUAGCGACCAGGUCAUGGAGGAGCUUUUAUCGGAGUCGCCGAGAGUAGGUGGAUUCAUGCACCAUUUUCUGGGUUGAAUUCAUCAACACCAUCGCCCGUAAACAUCAUGUUUUGUUUUUUUUCAUUUUUCUUUAUUUUCUAAAAAUUUCUACAUUUUCUUUAUCAUCAUCUGACCGUCUUGUUUUCCAUUCGUGUCGGUUAAAUUUUGUACAUUUAACGUUAAUAUCGUACGUUUUCACUCGCGCGUGCCUCGUGGAAAUGAAGACCGUUGAAAUUAACAUUUGUCAUUUGGGUUUCGGUCUUCGGAUUAGUAAGCUGUUAUAAUAUAAAAUAACUUAAAGAGAGCUGACCAUCGCUGUGGUUUCUCUUCGUAACAUCAUCGUGUUAAAGUUUCUUUCCUCUCGUUCGUAUUGGGCAGUUUAGGACAUGUGUUGUAACACCCCUUUGAUUAAUAGUUUGUUGAAAUUCCUUUGAGUGUACUCUUGAUUACUGCGAUGCUAUUUGCUUUCCCUUCGAUUUCAUCUUCUAUUCCUACAUUUAUCGAUUUUGUCCCGCCAUUGUGUCAUAAGAAUAAAUUUGGUGUACUGAUGAGACAAAAA